Anneissia japonica is the source of this 874-nucleotide messenger RNA. RefSeq names its product G2/M phase-specific E3 ubiquitin-protein ligase-like. NCBI's taxonomy places the organism in Eukaryota, Metazoa, Echinodermata, Crinoidea, Comatulida, Comatulidae. The coding region runs from base 51 to 632 and encodes 193 amino acids. The transcript is spliced from 3 exons. The record is from RefSeq and is a predicted model, not a curated record. Gene Ontology annotation, molecular function: ubiquitin-protein transferase activity.
UUCAAGCUGCGAGCACGUUACCAGAGUUAGAAACAGCCAUAGACGGGGCAAUGGACUUUUUGAAUCUAUCUGGAGGUUUAACCCAUGUUCGCUCGGUGAUGGAUAAAAAUCAUGUGGUGUUAAGAGCAGGCAGAUUCUUCGUUCUAGAUCGCACUAUGUCUGCUUAUGAAAGAUUUUGUGAGGGAUUGCAAACACUUGAUGUUCUGACGACCAUUCAAGGGCACCCUGUCUGUUGCCGUGAAGCAUUCAUUGCCGCUGAUUCUUCAGUGUUGACAGCUGCUAAACUUAGACACCUAUUCAGGGCUGUUUAUAGCGAAGAAGGCAGUAACUCGAGAAGAAGAGAAGAAAAAACUGCAGGUUUCUGGAUGGACUACCUGUUGGAUGCAGAAGAGGAGGAAGCACAGUGCACUUGCAAGGACAUACUAGUUUUUGCGAGUGGUGCAUCCAGCAUACCGAUAAUAGGAUUCAGCGACCAACCCAAGAUAGAAUUCCUGAAUGAUGACGCUCGCUUCCCAACUGCUAAUACUUGUAGUAUUAUAUUGCGUCUGCCAACAAAAUUCGAGGAAUACAACGAAUUUAGAGAUGCGAUGGAUUUCGGUAUCUUAAACGCCCAGUCGUUUGGACUGGCGUAAAUACCACAUCUUGCUUAAUAUAUACAUGUAAGUCCACUGUAGAUCUAGUUCUUAAAGAAAUUUAACGGGGCAAUUGCCUAAUUCGAGAGUCUGAUUAUUUUACUGUAGAAACAACUGUACUAGUAUAGUAAGUAUAGUGACUGUCAUUUUACUGUUGGUUUUCCCCAAGACCGUUUUUUUUAUUCUUUAAAAGUUUCACGGUUUCAGUUUGUAAGAUAUUUCAAACCUAUUUUGUUAACGUA